AUGGCGGCGGAAGCGGCGGCGACGGCGGCGGCGGCAGCAGCCUCAACAGCAGCAGCGCCCCCUCCCUCCGCGCGAGCGCCUCGGGCCCCGCCCCCUCGCUCGCGCGCCUUGGCCACGCCCACUCCCCCUACCUCCUGGCCUGGGCUCGGCCACGCCCACUCCCCCUACCUCCUGGCCUGGUUUGAGCCAAACAGCUUUCUUCAGGCCGGCCCAAGGACCUGGCAAAGUACUGCUGUGAUCCAGGAUGCUCAGCUUGCUCCAGAGAAGCCCAGAGCGAUCUUCCGUACCAACGAGAGCGAUCCAGCCAAUCAUAUGGAAGAGCAUGUGGGCCAUUACUACAGCAUCCCUCCCCAGGAGGUGAAGGUGAUAUUCCCGCAUGGACUGCCAGCGCGCUUCCAGUUACAGAUGAAAACCUUCAACGAAGCGUGUUUCAUGGUGAGGAAACCGGGUGUCGAACUCCUCAGCUAUUUAAAACACACCAACUUUGCUCACCCCGCCAUCCGAUACGUCAUCUAUGGUGAAAAGGGCACGGGGAAGACCAUGACCCUUUGCCACGCUGUCCAUUACUGUGCAAAGCAGAACUGGCUGAUCCUACACAUUCCUGAUGCUCACCGCUGGGUGAAGAAUUGCCAGGAGCUGCUGCCAUCUUCCUACAACAAGGAGCGCUUCGACCAACCGCUGGAAGCCUCAACUUGGCUGAAGAAUUUCGCGAUUACCAACGAGCGAUUCUUGAAGGAGAUCAAGACGCAGCAGAAGUACACAUGGAGCAAGCGGGAGAGCACCGAGGAGGGCAGCCCCCUGAUAACCAUAGUGGAGCAGGGUCUGAAUCGUGUCAAGAACGCCAGCGACGUCGUGGGGGUGGUUUUGAAGGAGCUGAAGCAACAGUGCCCUUCAGGGGCCUUCAAGCUCCUGGUGGCCGUGGAUGGAGUCAACUCCCUUUGGGGAAGAACGACGCUGAUGAAAGAAGACAGGAGUGUGGUCUCCCCAGAGGAGUUGACGCUGAUCCACAACCUGAGGAAGAUGAUGACGAACGACUGGACUGGAGGUGCCAUCGUGACGACCCUCAGCCAGACGGGGGCUCCCUACCAACCCCGCAGAGCAUACCUGCCCAGCGAAUUGCUAGGAAAGGAGGGUUUCGAAACCCUGGACCCCUUUGUUCCCAUCCAAGCUCAUGACUACACUGACCUGGAGUUUGAGAGCUGCUACCAGUACUACCUGGAGCGCAAGUGGCUUCAGCACGAAAAAGCCAGCACCAAUGAGGGCCGGAUGGAGUUUCGCUUUCUCAGCGGAGGCAAUCCUGGAGAGGUUGACCGAAUCAGCGCUUUCUUAUGACGGAUUAUUUGUACCCUUGACGUCAUAGCCCCAAAGACCUCCCUUCUGUCUAAUUAAAUAUAUAUGUGUGUUUC
This is a messenger RNA of Euleptes europaea (tarantolino), 1406 nucleotides long. It is a transcript of the gene DAP3, whose product is annotated as death associated protein 3. Gene Ontology annotation, biological process: apoptotic process. The record is from RefSeq and is a predicted model, not a curated record. The transcript is spliced from 12 exons. Gene Ontology annotation, cellular component: mitochondrial ribosome; mitochondrial small ribosomal subunit. Lineage: Eukaryota; Metazoa; Chordata; Lepidosauria; Squamata; Sphaerodactylidae. Bases 1 to 1332 code for a protein of 443 amino acids. Gene Ontology annotation, molecular function: structural constituent of ribosome.